CUAUAAUUCCUUUAUAAUGUGCAAGUUAGGUUAUGGUUCGAAGUUUGUGUUGAUAGAAAGAGCAUUUGCACUUUGCUGUACUUUCACAUGGGACAAAGAACACGUAUCUCUAACCUUCCACGGCUUGUCUCCUUUUGCAUUUUAUAGAUAGAGAGAGAGAGCCCAGAAAUGGAACAUGACACCCCGUUAUUUCACACCAAAAGUUCAUGUCUUCAUCCUUAAUCCACUUUUGGCUUUUCCCAAAACUUCCUUGUCUCUUCCUCAUAACGGAGAUGAAAGUACCGAAGGUUCAUGCAUAUGAAAAAAAUCCAAAUUGUGGUUUUCUUGGCACUCGUAAGCCUUCGUUGCAAUCACCACUCUAUGCAUUGGGCAACAAGACAAGGGUGUAGUAUUGUCUUCUUUUGUUGGAGGAUGUUCGGUUGGUUUUUGUACUGGAAAAUGAAACCAAGUUUUGCCAGCUCUUAUUCCCAUCCUCUUAGCAUAUUGAACAAAAUCAAAGUAGAGAGGGAAAAAAAGAAUUUUACGGAGAGAAAAUCUAGAAAGAAAGGGACAGGGAGGGGGAGAGGGAGAGGGGGGAGGGGUUCUGUAACCUCUAUAUUUCAGAUAUACCAUAUUCCUCUGAAUCUACGAAGGAAAAACAAAUCAGAAACGACAAAACAACCUUGUUUGUCACUGACGCAGCCAUGGAGAAAGUCCUUCAAAACAGGAGCAUUAAUUCCAAUACUGAGUUUGCAGCAAAGCCCUACACGCCAAACCCUUCAUAAAUCUCAACCCGCUUCGGUGGAUUGUUUGAGAUCGCGUCAGAAAGCUUGGAAUUUUUCUUUUGGGUUUCUGGAUUUUGGACCAAUUUGAAAACCCAGGUGAAGAUGGUGGUGUGCUUGAAUAAGAAGGAACUAAUUGAACAUUUUCUGAGUUCGUUCUCAGUUGGAUAUGGCCGGAGCUGAACAUGGAUCUUCUCAAACUUCCUCAUCCCUCAUUCCGUGGACGUCACUAUCUACUGUGUUAGGACCACCAUAUCGCUGGCUCAAGGAGCUGAAAACUGAGGAGAGGGGUUUGUAUUUGAUACAUCUUCUUCGAGCCUGCGCUUACCAUGUGGCUGCCGGUAACAUUGAGAAUGCCGAUAUCGGCCUUGAGCACAGCUCCCAUCUUGCCUCCCGCGAUGGCGAUUCAAUGCAGCGAAUUGCUGCAUACUUCACGGAGGCGCUUGCGGAUAAACUGCUUAAAGUCUCGCGGCCUCGCCUGUCUAAAGCCCUUAAUUCAACAAGAAUAUUGUCUCCCUAUGAGAAAAAUGAAGUUCAAAAAUUCUUCUUUGACAUCUGCCCCUUCUUAAAGGUUGCCUAUCUGAUCACGAUUGAGGCCAUUUUGGAAGCCAUGGAUGGGGAGAAAAUGGCUCAUAUUAUCGAUCUCUGUUCAUUUGAGCCGGCACAAUGGAUUCAUCUUCUUCGGACAAUUAGUGCACGGCCAGAAGGCGCACCCCAUUUGAGAAUUACAGGUAUUCAUGAAGAUAAAGAGGUAUUGGAUAAAAUGGCUCUUGAGUUGACAGGAGAAGCUGAAAAAUUGGUCAUUCCAUUUCAAUUCAAUCCCGUAUUGGGUAAAUUAGAGAAUCUUAAUCUUGAAAGUUCGGGAAUUAGGACAGGAGAAGCUGUUGCAGUCAGCGCUGUACUUCAGCUACACACUCUCUUGGCUACCGACGAGGAAUUGCUCACAAGGAACUCUCCUUCAGUAGAAAAGAACCUACAGACACAUUUUCACAUGGACCAGCACACAUUACGAGAGUUCCUUGAAAAGGAUCCGAUCAAUGUGUACGUGGCCAGUCCUGAUUCUGCAUUAUCUCUAAGUGCUUCCCCAAAAAUGGGGAGCUUUCUAAAUUCUCUUUGGAGCCUCUCGCCGAAACUGAUGGUGAUUACUGAGCAGGAAGCAAACCAUCAUGGCUUUACUUUUAUGGAGAGAGCCAAUGGAACAUUGGACUACUAUGCUGCCCUCUUUGAUUGUUUGGAGUCUACUGGGUCAAGAGAGCCCAAAAAACAACAGCAGGUUGAGAAGAUGCUAUUUGCAGAGGAAAUUAAAAACAUCAUAGCAUGUGAGGGAGCGGAGCGAAAGGAGAGGCAUGAGAAGCUUGACAAAUGGGUUUUAAGGCUCGAGUUAGCUGGCUUCGGGAAGGUGCCUUUUAGCUAUCACGGUAGAUUGCAGGGAAGGGUGCUCUUGCAGAAAUAUGAUCAUGGAUACAAUAUCAAAGAAGAGAAUGGACGUUUGGUUAUCUGCUGGCAUGAUAGGUCCCUCUUCUCUAUUUCAGGCUGGAGGAGGAACUGAGAUGAGUUGCAAUGCUACACCGAUUGCUCUUUUCUUGUUCCUUUUUUUUUUUUGGUAUUUUCUUUUCUUUGUUUUGCUAAUGGAUUUCUUCUUUUCUCUUUUUUGUUUAAUUUUCUUUUUUUUGUUUAAUUUUCUUUCUUGGGUUUGGCUUACAUUUUGUUAAAAAUUCACCGAAUACAUCUCGUUGAAAAAUGAAUGGACAAGAUUGCUUUUAAGUAAAAAAAUAAA
This is a messenger RNA of Carya illinoinensis, 2538 nucleotides long. RefSeq names its product GRAS family protein TF80-like. The transcript is spliced from 3 exons. Gene Ontology annotation, biological process: regulation of DNA-templated transcription. Gene Ontology annotation, molecular function: sequence-specific DNA binding; DNA-binding transcription factor activity. Gene Ontology annotation, cellular component: nucleus. The record is from RefSeq and is a predicted model, not a curated record. The coding region runs from base 931 to 2310 and encodes 459 amino acids. NCBI's taxonomy places the organism in Eukaryota, Viridiplantae, Streptophyta, Magnoliopsida, Fagales, Juglandaceae.